Molecule: messenger RNA, 1869 nt
Organism: Papilio machaon (common yellow swallowtail)
Lineage: Eukaryota; Metazoa; Arthropoda; Insecta; Lepidoptera; Papilionidae
Product: glucose dehydrogenase [FAD, quinone]
Exons: 3
Coding region: 140-1867 (575 amino acids)
Molecular function (GO): flavin adenine dinucleotide binding; oxidoreductase activity, acting on CH-OH group of donors
Source: RefSeq, a predicted model, not a curated record
GACGUGCUUUGUGUUCUCUGCUAAAGUACUCAUAAUAUUUGUCAGUGUAAUUUAAGUUAAAUAUUUCAUAAUGUUAUGGACUUCAAUAGCAUAUUUACAAUUAAAUGUAUUAUUACCUAUCAUAGAUGUUUUAUCGCUGAUGUUUCUUGUGGUGGCCUCUCUUCUGUUCAAGACUCAAGAAUACACCACACUAAAUAACAUCGCCGAUGUCGAUAGUUUUGACUUCAUCGUGGUGGGUGCGGGUUCAGCGGGCUGUGUGCUGGCCAAUCGUCUCACGGAGAUUGGGAACUGGAGCGUGUUGCUGAUCGAAGCUGGCGACGAUCCGAGUCCGAUUUCUGAUAGUCCUGGAUUAUCGGUGUUGAUGCCAAUGGUGCUACCUGACUGGAAUUAUUACACACUUGACGAUGGUUACUCCAGCCAAGCGCAAAAUACAAAAAACAUACAUAUGAUUAGGGGGAAAAUGUUGGGAGGAUCCAGUGGCGUCCAUUACAUGUACUAUGUAAGAGGAAAUAAAGCAGAUUAUAAUCAAUGGACCCAAUUAGGUAACCCUGGCUGGGACUGGCAAAAUGUGUCGCAUUAUUUCAAAAAAAGUGAACACUUAUUAGAUCCUGUUAUAUUAAAUAGUAAAACUGCUAACCUGCAUGGAAAAGAUGGUUACAUGCUUGUGACUCGACCAGUUUGGAAAGGUAGAGCUGAACGGUAUCUGAAAGCUUUCGAAGAAGUAGGUAACAAUGUAUUUCUUGACACGAACGGAAUAGAACAAAACGGCUUUUCUCAUCCAUCAUUUACAAUUGGUAAUCGUCUAAGGCAAAGCACUGCGGUUGCAUUUCUACAACCAAUAUUGGACAGAAAAAACUUAUACUUAUUAAAAAAUACGUUAGCAAGAAAACUAAUUUUUGAUAAUGAUAAAAAUAUCGUCGGCGUAGAAGUAAAAUUAUCAAAUAAUAAAAUUUUAACCAUAGGAGCAAAAAAAGAAAUAAUUUUAUCAGCAGGUGCUAUAAACAGUCCUCAACUAUUAAUGCUGUCUGGAAUAGGACCAACAGAUCACUUAGAUAAAAUUGGAAUUAAAACAUUAGUAGAUUCACCUAAUGUUGGGAAAAAUAUGCAAGACCAUGCUUUAGUUCCAGUAUUGAUAAGUGGAGAGAAAAAUAUAGGAUCAUUUUUUGAGACAAUAAACGUCUUUACAAAUCUGGACAAAUUUCCGACGUCGAGUUUGCUCGGGCAUGUCGCUUUAGAUAAAUCUCAAACAUAUCCAGAUUACCAGGCAACAGUUCUUCCACAACAUAGAGGAUCUAUACUGCCAGUAUUCAUGUGCAAAAAUGUAUUCAAGUGGAAUAAUAAAAUAUGUAUUUCAAUGGCAAAGGCUGCUUUAAAAAGAGAUGUCGCAUUCGCGGUAUUAACUUUACUGCAUCCGGCCUCUAAAGGUAAAAUUGAACUGAAAAGUAGUGACCCAGAAGUUGCACCUUUAAUAUAUACCGGUUUCUUUUCUGAUGUACAAGAUAUUGAAAAGUUCGCAAGAUGUGUUGAAGAUUAUACUAAAGUAAUAAAUUCGUCGUAUCACAAAAGUUGUGAAGGUGAGGUUGUGGAUCUGAAUAUCGAGGAAUGUGAUAAAUUACCAUUUGGAAGUCAUGAAUAUUGGAAAUGCUAUGUAUUAAAUUUGUCAGCCACACAGUUUCAUCCAGUAGGUACUUGCGCAAUGGGACCAGAAGGUGUCGUGGAUGAAAGAUUAAGAGUAAAGGGUGUGAGAGGUCUACGUGUAGUAGAUGCCAGUGUGAUGCCUACUAUUACUAGCGGAAAUACUAAUGCCCCUGUUGUGAUGAUAGCAGAAAAAGCGGCUGAUAUGAUUAAAACAGAUAAUAGUUGGUAAUG